This is a messenger RNA of Oncorhynchus mykiss (rainbow trout), 4386 nucleotides long. RefSeq names its product neural proliferation differentiation and control protein 1. The record is from RefSeq and is a predicted model, not a curated record. Lineage: Eukaryota; Metazoa; Chordata; Actinopteri; Salmoniformes; Salmonidae. Gene Ontology annotation, cellular component: membrane.
CAGACCUCCAUACAAAGAUUCCUCACUUCGUGGUAUUAUUUUCGUGGGCUGAAUAACAUCUCUCCCUUCGCCUCUUCCCCUCUGCCUGUAAUUGCGGCUAUGCGUACGGCACAACGGAUUAGGAGAGCGUCGUGACGACAUCGUCUACGUACCGCUCUCACCAAAGACCGACAGCUCAGCAAUAACAGCCCUCACCGUCGUUUCUUCAAGCUUCACCCAAUAUAGCGCUCAACUCAAUGGGAUCCUGCGCAAAACACAGAGGAGACGGCAUCGUUCACCAUCGCUCUAUUACCGAAUCUGAUAACUGCAACUGAGCGCUACUCCGCACUCGGACUACAUAUAUACAGAAGCUGAACACAUUUCCUGAUUUUCCUUCUGUAGUAAGGGGAUGGGGGUAUGACCGACCCCCGACUCCCAACUCUGUUCCAUCAGUUGUAGGAGCGCUUUGCAGCAUGCUAUCGCCGAGAAGAGGGGUCGAUCACAGGCCCGCCGCUACGAUUCUAACCCAGGUUGCUGUCAUUGCAAUCUUCGUUUCUAUGAGCGCUUGUAUGCCAGGGUCUUCUUCCGUAUGCCCACGUAGCCUGGACUGUGCCCGAGCAAGGAGGCAUUUCUGCCAGCCGGGCAGCUCACACUGUGGCCCCUGCCUCACCCCGCUGGUAGAGAACUCACAUGGCAGAUGCAUAGUGAAGAGGAGACCCAGUCACACCCCUCAUUUUGGCAAAGUGACCACUUUCCCUGAAGUGGACGAGGAGAUAGACUUCCUGUCCACCAUCAUCAGCCAACAGGAGACUGAAUCAGGUUUCAGACAUCCAGCUUCUUCCUUUCAGGAUGUUCCUAAAGUCAAGGAGGAGGAGGAUGACAGAUCAAUGAUCCUCACCCAACGGCCUACCACAGAGCAGCCUACUACACACAGCGCCACUACAGCCCCUCCACCCACCUCUAUCACUACAGCCAACACCACCACUACCAGCCACGCCACAGCAGUACGCAGCGGUCCCCUGAUCAUCCCUUACCCCUCCAACAGCCGAGUGUUUAUCAUCAUGACCAGUGUGUUUUUGGUUGUGGGGUCUGUUGCCUUGCUCUUGGCUGCUGUCUGUUGGAUCAGGUUGCAGAGAGGUGUGCGGCUGGCUCAGAAGGUCGACUACCCAGCUUAUGGGGGGAUGGGGCCCCAUUCCUAUGACAAUGAUGUGCUUGGGGAUAGGAGGCUGGCUCAGAGUGCCCAGAUGUACCACUACCAACACCAGAAACAGCAGAUGCUCUGCCUGGAGAAACACAGGGAUGAACCCAAGGUGCCUGACUCCGGGGCCACGUCAGAUGAGGAGAAUGAGGAUGGGGAUUUCACGGUAUACGAGUGCCCUGGACUGGCCCCGACAGGAGAGAUGGAGGUGAAGAAUCCUUUGUUUGAUGACUCUACCCUUUACCUUCAGAGGAGCCACAAGUAACCCUGACAACUCUGGACAUUCUGAUAUGCACCUAUAAAACAUACCACCCUACAUGUACAGGAAGAUCAAAUCAUACUCACUCCCUUGCACACCUACAAACACACAUCAGGUUUCUCUGUCUGACCUUUUGACCUGUCCCACAUGAUACACUACUUACACUGAAGGGCUGGUGACGAGGAGGAGGAGGAGGACUGUAUGAACAUUAUAUCUGAAUGACCGACUGACGUGAAUCUCCUCUUGAAACAGACUGAUAUCUGGGACCAAUGACGUCUCACACUCUCAGAAACCCUACAUGAUCUUUAAGCUUUCCGUCUGGCCUAUCAUAACCAUGCCUUGUUUUGUUGUAUGUUAACUCUGUUAUCUCUUGUGGAUUUGAUUCUGUAAUAUCCUCUGUUUUUUCUGUCAAACGUGCACAACCAACUGACUGUUUUUCGUGUUCUGUUGAAAAAUGUUCUACGGUGUGCACUAAUGAAUACUACCCUGCUUCAUACGACAGAUACCGACAGAAAGGUUCAGGAAGAGAGCAGAGAAGAACUACAUUGAAAAAAUAAAUGUUAUUGGUCUGUGGGUGUAUGAUUUAUUACAUUACACAAUCUGUGGAGACUAACGUUGAUACUUGCAUCAUACUUUUGAAUGUUACCCAGACCAUGACUUACAGUGAACUAUACAGGCCAAUGUCCAAACCACAAACCUUUAGUAAUAGUGAACAGGAAGAUUGUGUUGGAGGCACACACUUUGUGCAGAAUGUGAAAUUGAAUAACCAUUCCAGAUACAAGUUUCCUAAAUCAUAGACUGCAGUAUGACCCAGACUCCUGGACUAAAAAGCAUUGAUAAUCUCAGUUGAAAAUUCAGUUGAGGAAUAGGCUUAAUCUGGGUCUGGGAACUGGUCCUAUAAAUCAUUCUGGAACUGCAGAUGUUAGGCCAUAUGCCUUUGAAACAGAGCUGGAGCACAGUGGGAAUAUGCCAAUUUAUCAAGCUGUCAAUAGUAAUCAUUGGCAGACUAAAUAUCUGUGUCCCAAAUGACACCCUAUUCUCUACAUGGUGCCCUUCUUUUGCCAGCGCAUUAUAUCGACCCCGGUCAGAAGUAGUGCACUACAGUAUGUGGAGAAUAUGGUGUCAUUAAUGACGCAUUCCGAAGAUCUGGAUCAACUCAUCUUUGACUUUCUUCAUUACCAAAAAGUUGUUUUUAUUUUGUUCUUACAUACAAAGGUGAUUUUAAUGUUUCAUAAAUGUACACAUGCAGUAUGUAUGGUAAACCUUUACGCUUUGUUACGUAGCCAUUAUAGUCUCAGUAUCAAUGGUCCCUCUAUGCAUGACUUGAUGAUGCUGUGCUCUGCUGAAAAAGGGAUACAAUUCAAUAUGCAUUUAUGAUCCUUACAAGUUUCUUGUGUAAACUUGCUUAUGAUGAUAUUUAAAUAACUUGAAUGAUUUCAAAGGAAUUUGGAACUUCUUUACAGAACUCUGAAACAGAGCAACCCCACUAUGUACAUACAUAUACACAGUGCUUGACUUGGGCAGGAGCUUGCUGGAGUACCGGCACCUCAACUGCUUGAGCUCCUGUUCCUCUUAUAUAGAAUAUUAGCUCAAAAGUAUUGUGGAGCUCCUGCAUCUAAAUAUAAACAGUACCGGCACCCAGAAUGAGUACCGGAACAUAUUUCAGUCCAAGUCAAGCACUGAAUAUACCGUAUCAAACAAACACAUGGCUUGUCCCAUGAUUUGUGAUGUUAUUUAUGUAAAUAGCCACUGAUGUGUACUGUACAGAGAGAUGGCAACCUGGCUCUAAUGAUGUAUUUGUACACAUUAUUAUUCUAUAUUUCUGAUUGCUGUGUCAAAUAAACCUUUUUUUCUUUAGCCUAGUGUGCCUCCAAAAUGGCACCCUAUUCCGUAUAUAGGGCAUUGCUUUUGACGAAUGCCCUAUAGUUUUUGGUCAAAUGUAGUGCACUAUAUAAGGAAUAGGGUGCCAUUUUGGAUGUACAUUAGAGUCUGUUCAGAAGUUGCCUAUUGCGGUUAUUUCUCAGGAAAGCGUGUUGUUAUUAGCUCUUUUAUUUACUUAGGACAACUCCACACAACUAUAUUUCGGUAUUUGUUUCAUUAGUCCAUUGUUGACAUAGUCCCAAAAUAUUUUGCAUUUCAGCAAUCAAUUUUCAAAAUGCAUAUAAAUACAGCUGGUAUGAUGCAUCGAGCAUCAUAUGAUGCUGCGUUUUGGAUCAUGAUGCAAAAUGCGUCAUACUGGCUAUAUUUCUGUAUAGUUGUGUAUAUAUAUAUACAUAUACAACUUCUAAAUAUAUAUAGAAGUUGUAUAUCUUCAUUGCUGACAUACAAAACAUUUUGGGACUAUAUCAACCAUGGACUAAUGAAAAAAAAACUAGUUUUCGGGUGGAAUUUUCAUUUAACUGUUCCCCUAACUCUGCCUCCACUCUCUCUGAAGAACAGUGAAGUGGUCCGACACAUACAGUAAUGGGUGCAGAUGAUUUGAUUUUCCUUUUUGGUCCUCAAGAACAAUGUAUGUGAGACAGAAAGAGUAUUGGACUUGUAGAAUGGACCCAUUCAUUGAUGUAGGCCUAGAUUACUGGUAAAGAUGAACAUCAAACCUAAACCUUCUUUGGCUGCUACCAUAUAGUUACCAUAUACCUACAUCAAUAUUGUCCCCUAGGGUUGCAAAAUGCAAAUAACAUUUCCCAGGUUUUCCAGAAAUUUGAGUUUGAUGGAUUGAAAGUUGCUCUUUGUUUUCUCUCAUGAAUGUGGAUGGUUAUACAUCUCCAGGACUCCCCUUUUAAACAGUAAAACCACCCUCUCUAAAUAACGACACACCAGAUGAAUUAACACACCAACCCUGAGAGAUGACCGACCUCUUUCACUACUACUGGAAUUGCUGGACAUGAUGCAUGUAAACAUUUCAGAGAUGAACAUUGGAAAAUAAAUAUUUAUAUUAUCUUCACUGCAA